AUGGCCUCUGCAACUGGCAUUCCGGAAGAGCGGGCGUCCGCCCUGCCAGGCGGCGUCGAGAACGAGCCGCUGCUCGGGGAGCCGGGCACAGUGACCCAGCGCGAGGACCAGAGCAUCUUCACCAACCUGAUUACCGGUAGGUCUGCGGGCAGCGGUGGACGGGGAUCGACGGCCGGUGGUGGAUGGGACGCUGACUCUGCGCUUCUAGGGACUGCGAGCCUGGCGCAGGUUGGGAUUCUGAUCACUGACCAGAAUGUCGCCCUCGUCUGGUCCGGGAUCUUCACUCACGACCUCAUCUUCUUCUCGCCGCACCCGCUCCUCAACUCCGUCGGAAUCCUGCUCACCGUGCAGGCAAUCCUCGUCGUACAGCCAACCAGGACCCCCCAGCAGAAGCAAACCGGUGCUCUCACGCACUUUGGGUUCCUCGCCGUCGCAAACCUGGCCUUCAUCUCGGCCCUCAUCAUCAUCGAGAUCAACAAGCAGAGCCAUCCGGAAACCCGUUUCUCCUCUGUCCAUGGAGUCCUCGGCCUGAUAACCUACAUCAUCAUCUUCCUGCAGUCGGCCGUCGGUGUUGCGCAGUACUUCUUCCCAGAGACCAUCUUUGGCAGCGUUGAGAACGGAAAGAAGAUAUACAAAUGGCACCGUGUGAGCGGAUACGUGCUCUUUGUCCUGGAAUUGGCAGUAGUUAUAGCUGCUACCAAGACGGAUUAUAACGUCAAGACCCUGCAUAUUGGAUUCUGGCCGGUCAUCAUUUCAGCGUUUCUCACCUUUGCCGGUGUCGUGGCGAGAGUCAAGAGGUACAAGCUGCCGGCUUUCUUACGAGGAUCGACUUCUGCACCAAGCAUAUAA
Messenger RNA from Trichophyton benhamiae CBS 112371, 849 nucleotides. RefSeq names its product cytochrome b561, putative. Gene Ontology annotation, molecular function: transmembrane monodehydroascorbate reductase activity. Lineage: Eukaryota; Fungi; Ascomycota; Eurotiomycetes; Onygenales; Arthrodermataceae. The transcript has 3 exons. The coding region runs from base 1 to 849 and encodes 282 amino acids. The record is from RefSeq and is a predicted model, not a curated record.